This is a messenger RNA of Toxorhynchites rutilus septentrionalis, 1586 nucleotides long. It is a transcript of the gene Trmt6, whose product is annotated as tRNA (adenine(58)-N(1))-methyltransferase non-catalytic subunit TRM6. The transcript has 2 exons. Gene Ontology annotation, biological process: tRNA methylation. The coding region runs from base 133 to 1458 and encodes 441 amino acids. The record is from RefSeq and is a predicted model, not a curated record. NCBI's taxonomy places the organism in Eukaryota, Metazoa, Arthropoda, Insecta, Diptera, Culicidae. Gene Ontology annotation, cellular component: tRNA (m1A) methyltransferase complex; nucleus.
GUCAUUUGUGGGUUUGUUUACAUCAAGCUCAUUCAGGUUGUCCAUAUCCAUCCACAUGUGCGGUUAUUUUGUUGUAUAGAUAGCAAUAUUUUGUAGCAUAUCUGUUGUAUGUUGUAAUAGAAAAGGCAAACGAUGUUGGACACAAUAAAGGUUGGCGAAUAUUUGGUGGUUAAGCGACAAAAGUAUACCAAACUGCAAAAGUUUACCAGUUUGGAUACGGUCGUGCAUUUGGGUAAAGAUCAGAUAGAGCUACGCUGUGCUGAGAAUCAACCCUAUCAUACCACGUUUCAGUUGAUACCCAAGGAGGGUCGCAACAAACGACUAUUCACUUUGGAUGCCGUGCAGACCGUUUCAGAGAUAAGAAACCUCAAGGAGCUGCUAAUAAAAGAAAGUGGAGCGGACAAUAGGAACAUCGUGGAUGAUCGAAGUACGCAGAAUCUGUCAACGGAUGAAAUUCUGAAGCUACGGGAGCAAUGUGAUUCCUCUUCGGAAGUUAUAGGAAAGUUGGUUGAAAAUUCGAAAAGUUUCGCCUCCAAAACGGAAUACUCCCAGGAAAAGUAUUUGAAACGAAAGGAGAAGAAAUAUUUCGAAUAUGUGCAAAUAAAGAGGCCGUCCAUCCGGCUUAUUGCGGAAAUAUAUUGGCGUUUGGAUGCGGAUAAAGUAAUGGGUGUGCGGUUUGAUACGUUAUCGCAGAUAAUCUCCUAUAGUGGAGUUUGUGGAAUAGGUAGGUUUUUACUUUAUGAAUCUGGAACGAACGGAUUGCUACCGGCGGCAUUCCUAAAUGCAAUUGGGUCUAACACGAAAGCCAAACUAGUUCAUAUGCAUCCAGGCAACGUUGCCCAGAAGCAGGCACUACAAGCAAUGAAUUUCGGCGCGGAACAACUGACCAGAUGCAUUUCUGUGAAUAUUUAUUCCGUUUUGAGACAUUUCUACCAACAAAGUAAAAACACGAACGGUAUUGAAUUGGACGAUGCUAAGUCGGAUCCACAGAGUGUGCAGAACGACGGUGCAGAUCCGCCACAGGUGGAUGUUAAUCACAAACGAAAAAACGAUGAGUCGGCUGAAAAUGAACCAGAAGCGAAACAAGCUAAGCUGGACGAAGAUGGAAUUCCGCCAGGCAAAAAGCAACAGCAAUGGGAAGUUGAAAAUGCAACUGCCGGAGAGUUGAUGAAAGAUAAAUUCGACGCAUUGGUCAUCGUUGCAAAGGAACAUCCUUACAACAUUAUCAAAGCUUUACUUCCCUUCGUGAAACCGAGCAGACCUGUAGUUGUAUUCAAUACAUCGAAGGAAAUUCUCCUUGAAUGUUAUAUGGAACUAAAAGCGAAUGCGAGCGUAACGUUUCUACGUGUAACAUCGAACUGGAUGCGACAUUACCAGAUUCUCCCAAAUCGUACACAUCCUGAUGUUACGAUGUCUGGAAACAGUGGGUACCUCCUUACCGGGUAUACUAUUAGAUAGUAAAUAUUUUGAAAUAUUAAUUCACAGAGAAUAUCUACAUAUAAUUCAGGAAUAGAAUUAUAUAAACCGACUAGUUGUACAAUAUCCAACUAAAAAUGAAAUUCGAAUAAAACCUAAUAUGAAAUUAA